Echinostoma caproni is the source of this 2301-nucleotide messenger RNA. Lineage: Eukaryota; Metazoa; Platyhelminthes; Trematoda; Plagiorchiida; Echinostomatidae. The record is from the annotation of a GenBank genome assembly.
AUGACAAUUUGGUCAAUCAAUUGUUGCUAUUUGGCAUUGCGCAUCUCUCAGUUACUAUUCCUACUCACCGUGGGCACGAUGCGGUUAAUCGAAACGCAGUUCAUUCAACCGAAUUUGUGUGACGUCCGAUGUCACUGUCCGCCCGGUGAACCGGUGGUCGAUUGUAACAGGCAAGAUCGUCUUCAAGGUGUUCCAACAAAUAUUCCACCGGGAGUGACCAAACUGUAUAUUCAAGAUGGUGAUUUUCCCGCUCCCAGCUAUCUGCGUCGUUCCAAUUUGACCGGUUUAGAACAGUUGGAACAUUUACGUAUUAUCUACUGUAAUCUGCAGGCCAUUGAACCGCGUGCGUUUCUCGGCAUGAACAAAUUGAAACAUUUGGAUCUCUCCCACAAUGCUCUAAUUCACCUAGACACGUACACUUUCCUCGGUCUACAGUUAAUUAAUCUGUACUUACAGGAACAGCAUAAUUUACCCGAGCAUGGGUUGCAUAUCGCAGACGAUGCCUUUCAUGGACUGUCGGCUAAUCAAAUCAAUUUACGUGGGAAUCGCAUUGAGACAGUUAGUUUUCGACUGUUUGCCAAAGUGUCUGACUUGGAUCGGUUGAUUCUCUCCGAAAAUCGGAUUCGCCACUUGGAUGACGGAUUUGCAAAACACUUCGAUCGAAAUACGCGUUUGUUAGAUCUGACCAGUAAUCCACUGGAAUGCAGUUGCAAAUUGGCUUGGAUAGCGCAACGCAGUGCGGAUUGGAGUAGUACAUUACCCGGUUUGAACAUGACUUGUGUGUAUCGUGAAAAACCUCUAGAGCGUCGUGUUUCCCACGCCAGCCCUGGUGACAUAGUACUCGAAAUACGACACCUUACAUCUGAUCAAUUGUGUCCCACUUCCCGAAUACAGCACAUAGAAGUUAACGUUUUGGAUAGUGCCAGUAGAGUGAUUCUGGACUGCACAGCGGUAGCCAUUCCACGCAAACCGAAUUCCGCCUUCACGGGGACAGGCAAUUUGCCAGUGCCUAGUUUAUUAAGUCGCAAUCCUCCCGGAGUCGCAUGGCGUUAUGUGGAAGGAGGUCAUCUGCGUGAGGUAAGACGCUUACCGACAGAGGAAGCGGGGGCAUCCACAGAAAUGCAGUAUGCGGGUACGAAUAUUGAUAACGCUACACUUGCAUUCGCCUCUUCCACCGUUCGGCUUAACGUAUCCUUAAGUCCUGAAACUAGAAAGUACACUUGUGCUACGUGGGAUGAUAUUCGAGAUGCAGAAGAGGUUGUUGUCACAGUGAAAGGACCACCACCACCGCCUCCACCAUCCCGUUUGAGUCCCACUUUAGCACCUGACCGAGAAUCCGAUCGUGAUCCAUUAGUAGACCGCAAAGAGAUUGACAAAGUAGUGCCCUCCUCUCUUUCGGGUUCUGGAUCCGCGAAAGGAUCAGUAAGACGUGAAGAAGAAGUCGGGUUUGUCGAACCGCACUAUUUGCUUCAACCACAAUUUUCAUUGAUUCAAAUGGCUUUGGCUGUGGGUGGAACAUUCCUUUGCACUUUGAUUCUCUUAUUUGUCGGGGCUCGUUGUAUACGGAUUUGUCAACGCCAUCCGAUCUUCCGUCUGUCACCCAGUGUUAGUUCCAUCAAUGGGCCGGAAACGAAAGUAGCUCUUUUGGCCGGUAAAUCUGGUCGCGGUGAGGCAAGCGGCUCUGAUCCAAAGAGUGUUCAAUCCAGAACGAACGGUUUGGUUACGCUUCCUUCAGAUACGACACAGCCUCUGUUGGGACAAUCACAGCAGCAGCAGCAACAGCAACAGCAGCAGCAGCAACAACAACAACAGCAGGCCAAGCAAAAUUAUCCUCCUGUCUUAAUCUCCGGUAUAGAAAAUCACACAUCCAUGUCACCACAACUGGCUCAGCUCUCUCAUUUGACUGCUCCAUACAUGGGACCCUCGAUGCUAUCACAGAAUCAACCAUCCCCCAGUUCCGGUACAGAUGAUUUUCAAUCCAGUUUGGCUAUGCUUACCUCAACACCAAUAUUACACCCAAAUACCCUUCGCCCAAUCAUGGUCUCCGAAGCUGCACUCUCACCAUGCAUGACCAAUCUUCGAGCACCCGGACAGCCCCAGGUAGCUUACUGGCCAGCUGCGCCUGGUUCACCCUAUUCCAGUCACGAGUACGAUGUACCACGAGUACUGGAUUUACCUUCCUACGGUUUAGGAGUAUCUGUGAGCACAGCGAACCGGUCGAAUGUGAUUAAUGGCACGGAUCAUAUCUCCGGUGCUGAUUUUCGAACGGUUCCGGGGACGGUAUUUGGUACACAACUAUGA